CCAGCAGGUGUUAUACUGAGGAGACAGAGAGCAUCCAGAGCACGGACGGUCAGCAUGUCUCUGCCGGUCCGGUUUCACUUCGGCGUCCGCAGAACCAGAGAGCUGCGAGAGCUGCUGGAAGACGAGGACAAAAUAACUCACAUGGCCAGGAGCAGUGAAAAGUUUCAGAGGCUCCAGCAGGCUGCGCAAAAGACACGGAUUUCAAAUCAAAACCUGGCCAAAGUCAAUCUUAGCCAGAAACCCAAAUUUAGAGAUGCAAAGCUGCUGCUUGCAGUGAAGUACAAGGAGCUGAAGAAACUCAGAAGCAUCAUUCAGGCCAAACAAGAUCAACUCGCAGAAAAAUACAGUGUUCAUUAUGCUCACUGGUGUCUCCUGAACAAGAUCAGACAUGCAGAGGAGGAGUCUGAGCUACUGUUUCAGAGGUUUACAGAUGGAAAGACAGCAAUACAAGAUUUUUUGGAGCUCUUUGUCAGCUCCCAGAAACUCCACCACAUCAGGUUGGUCCUGAUGAAGAACCUGCAGGAGAUAAUCCGAAAUGAAACAAAAACAGCACAAAGGCUCAGUGAGGCUCACUAUUUGUCUCUGGGCCUUCCUGAGCAGGUCAGUUUGACCACAGCUGCUGUCUUACCUCCAUUCCUACUGGUGCUUGGCGCCCACAUAAACACUGUCCCCUGUAUCCAGCCUUCGCUGUUUUGCUCUGAUGAGGAUGAGCUCCUUCGAAUGGGAGUGCACCUCCGAGGCCGCAAACCCAUCCGUCUUCAGCCACUGAACGUGCAGCCGAGGAGGCACCAACCAGCACCGCACUGAAGUCAUGGAUUUUUAAUCAAAUUUAGUCUGGAUUAAUGUGUUUGUUGUAAUAAAUAAAUAAAUAAAAUAAAUAUU
Messenger RNA from Maylandia zebra (zebra mbuna), 882 nucleotides. RefSeq names its product vacuolar protein sorting-associated protein 37D. Gene Ontology annotation, cellular component: ESCRT I complex. Lineage: Eukaryota; Metazoa; Chordata; Actinopteri; Cichliformes; Cichlidae. The record is from RefSeq and is a predicted model, not a curated record. Gene Ontology annotation, biological process: ubiquitin-dependent protein catabolic process via the multivesicular body sorting pathway; protein targeting to membrane; protein targeting to vacuole.